AUGGCUGGUUUCUACAUGCAGUAUCUGGAGAGUCUUUGCCGGCGGCGUGGAUGGCACGAUCCCUCCUACGAGUGUUAUCGUGAUGGCAGUGGCUUUACCUGCUUGGUUCUCGUCAACGGCCGCGAAUAUCAGACAGAUAUCCCAUAUCAAACACAUGGACUUGCUCAGGAAAACGCGGCCAUGCGUGCGUUCAUGGUUUGCCGAAAUUUCUCGGUCAAUGGAGGGAUGCUGGCUCGCAACGGAAUCGUCCAAGGGUUGCCGGCAGACGAGGCCAAGCACAAGUCCAGACGGAGCAGCCGUCCUCAAACGUCUUCUCACUAUACGCAUGGACACCGCACUCGGCAUUCCGGAGAUGAAUCAAGCAGCAGCUCGACUGCUUCGGUGGAAUAA
Messenger RNA from Neurospora hispaniola, 390 nucleotides. RefSeq lists its product as uncharacterized. The record is from RefSeq and is a predicted model, not a curated record. The transcript has 2 exons. NCBI's taxonomy places the organism in Eukaryota, Fungi, Ascomycota, Sordariomycetes, Sordariales, Sordariaceae. The coding region runs from base 1 to 390 and encodes 129 amino acids.